AUGGGAAGAUUCAGAUGGAAUAUUCAAUGGCAAGAUUCAGGUGGAAAAUUCAAUGGCAAGAUUCAGGUGGAAAAGUCAAUGGCAAGAUUCAGGUGGAAAAUUGCAUGGCAAGAUUCAGGUUGGAAAUUCAAUGGCAAGAUUCAGGUGGAAAAUUGCAUGCCAAGAUUCAGGUUGGAAAUUCAAUGGCAAGAUUCAGGUAGAAAAUUCAAUGGCAAGAUUCAGGUGGAAAAUUCAAUGGCAAGAUUCAGGUGGAAAAUUCAAUGCCAAGAUUCAGGUGGAAAAUUCAAUGGCAAGAUUCAGGUGGAAAAUUGCAUGGCAAAAUUCAGGUUGGAAAUUCAAUGGCUAGAUUCAGGUAGAAAAUUCAAUGGCAAGAUUCAGGUGGAAAAUUCAAUGGCAAGAUUCAGGUGGAAAAUUCAAUGGCAAGAUUCAGGUGGAAAAGUCAAUGGCAAGAUUCAUGUGGAAAAUUGCAUGGCAAGAUUCAGGUUGGAAAUUCAAUGGCAAGAUUCAGGUGGAAAAUUGCAUGGCAAGAUUCAGGUUGGAAAUUCAAAGGCAAGAUUCAGGUAG
This is a messenger RNA of Paramuricea clavata, 564 nucleotides long. NCBI's taxonomy places the organism in Eukaryota, Metazoa, Cnidaria, Anthozoa, Malacalcyonacea, Plexauridae. The record is from the annotation of a GenBank genome assembly.